UUUGCUUUAUUAUUAUGUCUGUGACUAAAGUUAUUUAUUUAUUUUUAUUUUAUUUAUAGUUAUUAUACACAUGAAAGACUUUCUUUUUCUAUCCUAUGUCGUAAAAAAAAUAGAAUAGUUUAUGAUUUUUACGCGGGCUUUUUGACAUAUAUCAAAAACGUCAAAUAAUUGUCUUUCGUCUUUAUAAGUUUAUUUUUUGUUAAAGUUCAUUAUUAUUGAAUAUUAUAAAUUUCCAGUUUAAAAUUUAAGUGUUAAAUAAUUUAAUGUGAAACAAACGUAACAUGUCUUCGCUGCUAUCUGCUGAAUUAUCUGCAACUUGCAAUGCAUUGGGUACUUAUGAUAAACGAACAGGAAAAUAUCUUAUUGACGAUUUUACCCUUAAUACAGUUAAAGAUUUGAUAAGAUAUUUACGUCGUGAUGGUGAAGAUCACGAAAUACGCAGACAUUUCGGUCAAACAAAAGUUUUACAGACUGACCUUUUACCAAUGCUAAUUGACCAUUGGAAGCAUACAGAUCUUUUUGAUGUGACAUUAAGACUUCUGGUUAACCUCACAAAUCCUGCUCUAUUGCUGUAUCAUGAAGAAGUCCCUGUUGAACGUACAGCGAGACACAAUUAUUUGCAAAUAUUGUCCCACUUACAGUCGUACAAAGAGGAAGCUUUCACAAAAGUGGAAACAUGGAAUGUUUUUGCUAAAAAACUAGCAAAAAUAUUAGAAAUUGAUUGGAGUGAACGAGAUGAGGAUACGGGAUUAAUUAUUGAGAGGAUUCUGAUAUUAAUUAGAAAUGUGCUCCAUGUACCUGCAGAUCUUGAUAGAGAAAAGAGACCAGAGAAUGAUGCUAGUGUGCAUGAUCAGGUUCUUUGGGCCUUGAAUCAAUCGGGUAUUCUUGACAUAUUACUUUAUAUGUCAUCUGAAAAUGAAAAACAGUAUUUUAUGCAUAUCAUUGAAAUUAUAUCUCAUUUGUUGAGAGAGCAAAAUCCAACAAGUUUAGCUGAUGCUGCUUUGCAAAGGAGUGUUGAUGAAAAACUGAGAGAUGAACAAGAGCUACUUUCAAUAAGAAUGGCCGAAAAUAAAAAUAAACUGAACAAGAUUAAACAGUAUUCAGCAACCAGACAUUCCCGCUUUGGAGGAACUUAUGUGGUUCAGAAUAUGAAAUCAAUAUCAGACAAUGAGCUGAUUUGUUUAAAGCCUCUGAAUAAAAUAUCUAACAUAAAUUUCAACGGUAGUAAGAAAUCUAAACUAGUGAAACCAAAAAAUAGGAGGCCAGUGGAAAGUGGUAUUUUAGAAAGAAGAUCAGCUUUUGCCAUAAGAUUAUUUUUAAAAGAAUUUUGCAUAGAAUUCCUAAACAGCUCAUACAACCCCUUAAUGCAUUAUGUAAAAGAUGUUCUUGUAAGGGCAAAAGCACAGCAAAACGAUGAAUCGUAUUACUUAUGGGCUGUGAAAUUUUUUAUGGAAUUUAAUAGAGGUCACAAUUUUCAAGUUGGAUUAGUCAGUGAGACCAUGUCGGUUCCCAUGUUCCAUUAUGUUCAGCAGCAAAUGGAAAAAUAUUACGACAUGAUUAAAGUGGAAAAGAAAAAAUUUGCAACAUGGGUUAGGCGACUGCACCUGGCACUUAGAGCCUAUAAAGAAUUAUUAAAUACUCUUCUAGCUAUGGAAAAGAGUAGUGAUUCAACAGUCAAGGAAUCAGCAAAAGUAUUAAAGAGUAAUAUUUUUUAUGUCUUGGAAUACAGAGAAUUUAUUCUUAGUACAUUUUUAAAUUAUGAUGAAAACAAAAUGCCAAGGUCCUAUUUGGUGGACUUAGUGGAAACAGUACAUUUAUUUUUGAAAAUGCUGGAGCACUAUUGUAAAAAAACUGGAUUAGUUGUCCAGAAAAAGGUUCGAAAGAAAACUAAAUCAAAAAAAAAGAAAUCCAACAAAUCGCAAUCCCAGAAAACUAAGAAUCCGGAACCAGAGAUACCACCAUGGGAGGAAAUUCGCGCGCAGCUCGCGGCCGUAUUGAGCUCCGGAACCGAACACCUCGCCGCUCCCUUCGACGCCGCCUCUGAUGUGCCUAUAGACCAACAGAAAGAAGACUGCAUGAAAAACAUACAAAAACUGAUGCGCAGUCAUAAAUUCGAAGAUGUCGUCGGAAUGUUCAGAGCCGCGAGGGAAGUUUGGCCCGAAGAAGGUAUAUUUGGCGUCAACGGUAUACCAGAGGACGAGGAACUUGAGAUGUUAGAAACCAUUUACAACACUGACUUAGGAGUGGAAAAUAACGAUGUCGUUGAUGAAAAUGACACACAAGAAAACUCGGACUAUGACGAGGAAGAUGAAGAGGAAGAAGAAAAAUCAACAACAAUAGUAGAAACCGAUUUCAAUUUUCAAGAUUUUGUGUCAAGGUUUUGUCACCCACGGAUAGUUAGCGCGUGUGUUUAUUUAUUGGAGGGUUAUGAUAAGAAUUUGCCGCAUACAAAUCACUGUAUUGUUAAAAUGCUCCAUCGUAUCGCGUGGGACUGCCAGAGGCCUUCCAUGAUGUUUCAGGCCACACUAUUUUUAACUUUUCAAAGGAUCUUAGAGAAUCCUUUAGAACAAUUUAAGGAAAUGGAGAAGUUUGCGAUAUUCAUUUUAAGAAAAUUCACGGAAGUGGCUGCCAAAAAUAAUAAAGUAUUCAUAGAAUUGCUUUUUUGGAAAAACAGUAAGGACGCAAACGAAGUACAACACGGAUAUGAUCUUUACAUUGACCAAAAGGACAAGCCCGGAAGAGGGGCGUGGAGCGAGGAACAAGAGGAGGAACUACGAAGAUUGUAUAUGGAAAACCAAACGAAUCCGGAGACUAAUCAAGAUGUAAUCGACUGGAUUUUGGAGAACCUAAUCGACCAAACACGUACACGACGCGGUGUGAUAUCCAAGUUAAAGGAACUUGGGCUUAUUUUCAAAGCUCCUACUAAGCGUAGCAACAAAGAAAUGGCCAAAGGGAGAGUUCCUAAAGAGUUCAGUGAAGAAGAGGAUCAGCAGCUUAGAGACCUUUGGGAUGAAUGUAAAGAAAUAGAUGAUCCAAUGAGUGUGAUAAUUUCUCGCAUGCCAAAAAAACGACAAAAGCGAAGCUAUGUUGAUCGAUUAUUACAAUUAGGCAUUAUCCAGGACAAGAAAGAAUGCCGUAAAAAGAGGCAAAAGAAAUCUAAAGUUAAAAGCUCAGGCACAGAUGACGAUAAAUCAAAUGACAGUUCGUCCGGAGCAGAUUCUUCAGAUCAAUCUGAUAAUGAAGACGACAAGAGAUCAUCUCCAAAACCAAUCAAAAGAAAGGCGCCUAACAAAGCUCCAAAGAAAUAUAGGGAGUCUGCAAAAAAUAAUAAAAAAAUUAAUGUUCCUCAACUCAGUGCUAAUGAAAUUGCGAAAUUAUUGGUGGAAGCUGUGGAUAGUGGGUUAACAGACGGUCUAAAAUGGUUGGCUGAAAAUCUAGAAGAGGUUGCAUUGGAUCAGGAAGCUGAAGGAUACGACCCUACAGCAGAAGGUGUACCACUCGUUCCUAUAUCUAGUGAGUCUGUUGAGGCUAUGGAGAAUAAGUUCUUUCAACAAAUAUUAAAAGGCAUCGGGGUCGUUCCUCCUUCUGAUGAACAGGAAACUUUCUGGAGGAUACAAAGUAGCUUACACUUUAAAACUAUAAGAAAAAGAAGAGAAAUUAUAAUGAAAGCUGUCCAUAAAGAGAUUAUUUUAACGGACAUACCCACUGCUAAUGAUGUAGAACAAUCGCAAUCUAUGAAAAGUGUGGAGCAAUCAGGAAAUGACGAAUCAAGUGAUGAUGAUGAUUUAUUUAAUAAUUUGAGAAAGUUACGUGAAAAUGUUGAAACUCCAACUCGUACAAAUAAAAGUGUAAAUAAUGAUAUAGUACGCCGUAAAAGGAGUCGCAGCGUAGACCCUGAUGAAAGAGGUAAAAAAGCGAAAAUGCAAAAAAUAGACGAAUACGAAGAAUUAAGCCUUGAUAGAAAUGAUGACGAUGAUGAUAUUCUAUCAUUUGCGAAGAAAACAUUGGAACAAGAGGAGUUCCCCGACACUGAGGACAUAUUGAAAGAUUUGCCUACAGCAAAUAGUGAUGACAGCGCAAAGGAAGAUGAGGAGGACAUAGUUUUGCCGGCAAAACCCGCUAAUAAGAAACGCCGCGCCGUUAUCGAUGAUGACUCUGAUUAGUUUUAAGGUUGAGCGUGGAACGCUGGGAGGUCGCUGUUAGAGAUCCUUCACUCGCUACGUACGUGAUAGGAAUGGCGCUGCCCGUUGAACUAGUGCUGUGCUGUGCAGCUUGAAGACCGACACUAUCGAUCAAGUGUAAACACGACACGCCAGUAAUCCCGGUAAGAGGCGGCUGGAACGUGUUUU
This is a messenger RNA of Galleria mellonella (greater wax moth), 4349 nucleotides long. It is a transcript of the gene timeout, whose product is annotated as protein timeless homolog. The record is from RefSeq and is a predicted model, not a curated record. Gene Ontology annotation, cellular component: replication fork protection complex. Gene Ontology annotation, molecular function: DNA binding. The transcript has 23 exons. Lineage: Eukaryota; Metazoa; Arthropoda; Insecta; Lepidoptera; Pyralidae. Bases 282 to 4163 code for a protein of 1293 amino acids. Gene Ontology annotation, biological process: DNA replication checkpoint signaling; replication fork arrest; DNA repair.